Messenger RNA from Salvelinus namaycush (lake trout), 2380 nucleotides. RefSeq names its product CD2-associated protein. The record is from RefSeq and is a predicted model, not a curated record. The coding region runs from base 230 to 2203 and encodes 657 amino acids. Gene Ontology annotation, molecular function: protein binding. NCBI's taxonomy places the organism in Eukaryota, Metazoa, Chordata, Actinopteri, Salmoniformes, Salmonidae. The transcript is spliced from 19 exons.
AACUUCCUGUACAAUAAUCUUGAUAUCAUUAGCUACAAAGAUAGGUUUGUUUGGCUGUUCAAGCAAAGACGAAUGGCUUAAGUAACGGUGUGCUAAACUUGAUUAUCGGUAUUGAAUUAAAUACACAUACAGUAGCUAGCAUUCAAGCUGCUAUAUAACUCAAGCAACCGGAUAGCAGAUUCCAAACAUCUCAUAUAUCGAGACGGUCCUGGCCACAUUGAAGGACAGUAUGGUAGAGGUUGUGGUGGAGUAUGAGUACGAAGCCCUCCAUGAAGAUGAGCUGACCCUGAGGCUGGGAGAAGUGAUCAGGAACGUCUGCAGGAUGGAGGAGGAGGGAUGGAUGGAGGGAGACCUCAACGGGAAGAGAGGACUCUUCCCUGACAACUUCGUCAAGGAGAUGAAGAAGGAGCUGAAUGUGACAAAAGAGGAGGCCAAGGAGGAGGCGCAGCCCCAGCGGAGAGAGAAGAGUGCAGGGAACGUGGCCAACCUGGUCCAGCGGAUGAGCACCUACGGCAUCCCAGCUGGGGGCUUCCAGCCACACUCACAGCCACGCGGUCUCAAGAAGAAACCUAAGAAGCGGCAGUGCAGGGCGCUGUUUGAGUACGUGCCCCAGAACGAGGAUGAGCUGGAGCUGAAGAUGGGGGAUAUCAUCGACAUCAAUGAGGAGGUAGAGGAAGGCUGGUGGAGUGGAACCAUGAACGGCAAAUCAGGACUGUUUCCCUCCAACUUUGUCAAAGAGAUGGAGACGAACGCAGACGGACAGACAAAUGACUUAACAGAUGAAGCAGAUGCCAGCGGUAAAGAAGCUCUGCUCCCCCCCUCGCCCACCCACCCCUCUCCAGGCAAUGGAGUGAUCACCCAGCCCAAGAAGAUCCGGGGGGUGGGCUUUGGGGACAUCUUCAGGGAAGGCUCGGUCAAGCUAAAGGCCCGCCUGCCCAGCACAGAGGGAGAGGAGAAGAAAGACAAACCAAUCCCAUUAUUACCAUCUGCCGCAAAGUCCGCCCAUUCCAACGUGACAGACUCACAGAAAGCAGAGGGGGACAGCAAAGCAAAAGUAAAAGAAUACUGCAAGGCCACCUUUGCGUUUGAAGCCACAAACGAAGACGAGCUGACACUGAAAGAGGGUGACGUCAUACAGAUUUUGAGUAAGGACACAGGGGAGCCGGGGUGGUGGAGAGGGGAGAUCGGCGGUAAAGAGGGGGUUUUUCCUGACAACUUUGUGGCUGUGAUGUCAGACGCAGACAAAGAGCCGGCUCCCACAUCAAGAGGAUCAGUCAAACUCUCUCCCAAGCAGGAAGCAGAAGAGAGACCCAAGAAGCCACCCCCACCAUCAAAAAGCAUAGCUCGCAAACCCGAGGUCCCGUUGGCUGACAAGAAGCCCCUGCAUCCGCAUCCUGAGGACAGAGGUGACAAGACGGAUCAAAAACUGUCAAAGCCUACUGCCCCUCUGGUCCCGCCCAAGAAACCUGUACCCCCGCCAGGCAAGGGUAAACCAGGCGUCCUCCCCCCAAAACGUCCAGACAAGCCUCUCGCACCCUCCCUAGGGGCCAAGCACAAUGGAGAGGUGCCUUCCACACUUCCAAAGUCUGACUUUGAGCCAACGUUACCCAGCAAACCAAAAACGCUGUCGGGUGACUGGGGGGACAAAGCCCUUGACAUGGACCUGAUGAGCUUUGAUGAUCUGUCGUCUACCUCUGAGAAGCUGUCUCACCCCACCGCUAACAGACCAAAGAUGGCUGGCAAGAGGCUUCCUGCUCAGUUUGGAGGAGGCCACUCUCCAAACAAGGACAUCAGCGUGGAGAAAACCUUCAAGUUUGACGAAGAGGACCGCCCCAAGCCAAAGUUGAUAGACGCAAGAAAGCCAUCCAUGCCCAGCUCACACUCCCAAUCUCCCGUCCCCAAGCCCAGCCCAUCCCCGUCAGAGGGGCUCAAGGCCAGUGCGGCUUCGGCCCCUGGCCGCAGAAGCCCCAGCCCAGGCCCCAGCGCGGAGACCAAGCCCAAGGCAGAGCCAGAGGAGUGGAAGUCUGAGCUGCAGGACCUCAGAGGCCAAAUGAAAGAACUGCUGCUGUCUGUGGAGCUCCUCAAGACCCAGCAAAUGAGAGAGAUGGCAGAGCUGAGAAGCGAGCUGGAUGAGGAGAGGUUGAAACGAGUGGCCCUGCAGAUGGAGAUAGAGAAAUUAAAGAAGAUGGUUCAUUCGACGUGAAGUCUGACCCAAUCAGCCUGGAACAUCAGUCACCUAUCGGUCUGUCUCUAAGUACAAACAGGAAGGGGACGAUGGCAUUCCUAUAAUACUUUUAGUUAUCAUCAACCUAUUCCACAUUUGUAAGAUUUACAUUUUUGCACAUAUUAAGGUUUUCUAGUUCUAGAAAGGUGUAAUUAA